This is a messenger RNA of Anopheles moucheti, 1465 nucleotides long. It is a transcript of the gene fsd, whose product is annotated as transmembrane protein 183. Bases 335 to 1354 code for a protein of 339 amino acids. The transcript has 3 exons. Gene Ontology annotation, cellular component: SCF ubiquitin ligase complex. The record is from RefSeq and is a predicted model, not a curated record. Gene Ontology annotation, biological process: regulation of protein stability. Gene Ontology annotation, molecular function: protein binding. Lineage: Eukaryota; Metazoa; Arthropoda; Insecta; Diptera; Culicidae.
AAAACAUAGUACAACAUACGCGUUCAGAGAGAUAAAAAUUAACAAUUUCAUCAUAGUUUCCAAUCAGUAAACAGAAAACUAACUGCACAGCACCGUUAAUCCAGGGUUCGUUCAUAUUCCUGCAACAACAAAACCACCACCAAGAUGGUUCAUUCAAAAUACUAGCGCCUUAAACUGUCUGUUAACCAUCGCGCCCAGAGCGAUUCCAUCAAAUGGAUGUAGUAAAAUAUAUGUUUAGUGCGACAAAUUUCCUUUUGUGAUUGCCACCCGCUUCAAGCAAACCGUCCUCUGUGGCUUCAUUCGAUCCCAUCUUCUUUAAUAUCCUUCUACUUUCAUGGCAUUAAGUGUGAAAGUGAAAGCAACCAAGAGUCGCUCCACAUACGGGAGAGACCCUACCAUAUAUGAUUAUGCGAAUAGUUCUAAAUGUUCCAACCGAUCAUCGAAGAACAGCAACAAGAUUACGCUAGCUGAGAUCGAUCUCGAAACGGAACCAUUAGGUGAUGACCCGGAACAUACCAGUGGAAAAGGAUGGUCGGAAAAGCAGUGUCUUGCCGAAGGUACGCCACAAGUAGUCGCGUACAAUGACUAUCAUAUCGAUGUGUGGUUUCUUGUGUCGGAAUUUAUACGUCCGGAGGACGUUUGCCGAUUUGCACUGAUUUGUCGUAAAACGGCAGAGGUCGUGCAGAGCGGUCGGUUCUGGACGCAACUGUACCGAUCGUACUAUGAUCAAUCCAUCGAUAUGCCGGCACGCUUUCAACCGGCCAGCAUGGUACGGUUGCGCGGUCUACGAUCAGCCGUCAUACGAUCGCUGUACUUUCUGUACCCACCGUUUGUGGAGCGCUUGACGAUGUUAUCGAACCGUCAUCAGUAUCGUGUUAUCGGUCGGCAGCUACUUACCACUUGGCACAAGCGUACAAAGAACUGUUGGACGUACUGCUUUCGUCUGAAAACACCACUGGCACCGGGUAGUCGGCCUGCACGGUCGGCGCAAUUACAGCGCGAGAAAAGCUCGCUCGCAUUUUUGCAGGAUAUCUACAUGAACCCGGAGGAAGGGUGCCAGAUAUUGAUGAUAACGACCGAUUUUCUAAAAGUGAUACCAAUGUACAACGAGACGUUGUUUGUGAAAAACAUCGUCCAAACACUUUCCCAGAGCAUGAUGCGCUACAAGAUUAGUCUCGAGCUGGGUAACUACUGUGGUAAACGGAUAGACGAGCUGGUGUUCGAUCCCGUGCGCAACGUAGCCGUACUGGAUUGGUGGACACCGGAAUAUUAUACGGAAAUCGGUAGCUCACUGCAGGAAGAAUCGGCAAUGGCCGAAUCCGAAUGGACAGAAGAAUCAGACUGGGACAACUAGAAACAAUUCGGAAAAUGAUGUAACAAAAAGCUUCGUUUCCUUUUCCUGUGGUCAUUGUUUAAUAUAUCUUCAUUGGAAUAUAUACACCGACUGUGGCUCUCGGGCGAAACC